AUGUUAUUUCUACAAAGACCCGGCGCAAGGCUACUCACGAGAUCCUUCCGAUGGGAUCAAAAGCCACGGUUCAUACGCUCCCUCUCGACGCUAGAGAAUAAUCCACACAUAGUACCCCCCUCUCCCUGCUCUUUCCCCGUAUAGCAGCCAAUACGGAAGCUAAGAAGCAAGCAGUACAUCUCCCCGGGCCCACCAGACGCAUACAUCUUAACUCUCCUCCAAACCACGCCCCCAAAUCCGCGCCUAUCCCUGGGAACGGCCAGAACUCUCCCACCAACCCCCAACACCUUCCACACAAACCCGCAUUUCCUUACCCUCCUCCACGAAACCCUACGUACCCACGCGCACAACUGUCCCGAGGUACAAGCCUCGGCCAUGACAUACGCAUCCCCGGGGGGCUCAAGCAUAUUCGCCGCGCGCAGGACGCACGGAACGGCGGUGAGUAAAGAUGGGAGUGGAGCUGGCGGGGCGAAUUUGCAGGGCGGGGUGGGAGGUGGGGGGAUGGGGGGAUGGGUGCAUGUUUACGACUUGAGGAAUCCGCCACCAUUCGGGAGGGUGGGUGACCCAGGGGAUAUUAUUGGCAGCGUGGAGGUUGACGGGGAGGGAAGGGUGGUGGAAGGGGGGUAUGAGGCGUGUAUGGCUUAUAGGGUCGUUACUAACGAGGGGAUG
Molecule: messenger RNA, 669 nt
Organism: Tuber aestivum (summer truffle)
Lineage: Eukaryota; Fungi; Ascomycota; Pezizomycetes; Pezizales; Tuberaceae
Source: the annotation of a GenBank genome assembly